Molecule: messenger RNA, 678 nt
Organism: Carya illinoinensis
Lineage: Eukaryota; Viridiplantae; Streptophyta; Magnoliopsida; Fagales; Juglandaceae
Product: membrane protein PM19L
Exons: 4
Coding region: 123-602 (159 amino acids)
Source: RefSeq, a predicted model, not a curated record
UACGGUUUGCUGGCAAGAGAGAACAACUUACAUAAUAUAAAUAUACAUAUUGUGUGUCUCCUGAGAUCAAGGAGGGCGACCCAGUUCAGGUUUUUCUUUUCUGUUUUUAAAGAUCAAAGGCCAUGGCAUCUGGAGGAUCCAAAUCAGCAGCUUCAGUCCUCCUAAUCGUCAAUCUUGUUUUAUAUUUCGUUGUAACAGUGAUCGCUGCAUGGGCUGUAAAUCAUGGGAUUCAGAGAUCUCGCGAGACAGCAUCUGUUUUGUCUAUUCCGGCUCGCAUAUUUCCAAUAUACUUCCCAUUCGGAAACAUGGCGACUGGUUUCUUUCUCAUCUUCUCCCUCAUUGCCGGCGUUGUGGGCAUGGGUACCUCACUUGCAGGGCUCAACAAUGUUUCUCAAUGGAAUCCACCCAACUUGCACGCAGCAGCCGCCUCUUCUCUGGCAACUUGGGCACUCACUCUAUUAGCCCUGGGACUGGCAUGUAAAGAGAUCGAACUUGGUUGGACAGGUUCAAAGCUGAGGACUCUUGAGGUCAUCACCAUUGUUGUGAGUGCGACACAAACGUUUUGCGCUGGUGCUCUCCAUGUAGGGCUUAAAGAUGUUUGAGCUCCAGCGUGCAAAAACGCUAAUUUGAUGUUGUCUGUUGAUUCCCUCAUAACUUGUGUAAUUGUAUUGCCACUGA